Messenger RNA from Dreissena polymorpha, 1017 nucleotides. RefSeq names its product plasma kallikrein-like. The record is from RefSeq and is a predicted model, not a curated record. Bases 111 to 956 code for a protein of 281 amino acids. Gene Ontology annotation, biological process: proteolysis. Gene Ontology annotation, molecular function: serine-type endopeptidase activity. NCBI's taxonomy places the organism in Eukaryota, Metazoa, Mollusca, Bivalvia, Myida, Dreissenidae. The transcript is spliced from 9 exons.
AUUAUCAACAGCAAUUCACGUGACCUUUCCUUAUCUUGUCUAGCGACAUGUGCUUACUUUUAGCGGCUAUGUCACAUUGCUUCACUUAAACAGACUUCCGAGAGACGACGAUGAAGACCAUAGUAGUAUUAUUGUCCUGUUUGACGACUGUUCUGGCACAGAACUCAGCCGUGCCAUGCGGAGUUUCCGUAGUGCAGCCCGUCACAAACAGAAUUGUCGGAGGUACAAUGGCAGCCCCGGGAUCAUGGCCGUGGAUGGUCAUGAUUGUGGACGAUAGCGACUUUAUCUCAGGAUCAGGUGCCAUUAUUGACCAGCACGUGAUAUUGACAUCCGCCCAACAUUUCGAAGGCUUCGGCUUUAGCGUGUUCGACUUAAACUUGCACCAAUGGAAGCUUUACGCCGGCUCGCACAACAUAAGCAUGACUGAUCCGCACGAGAAGACGUACCACAUCCGGCGCGUGGUGCUCCAUCCGGGCUACAACGACACCAGCCUCGAGAAUGACAUCGCUCUUAUCAUCACAGUGGAACCAAUGCAAUGGAACGACUUCACCCGACCCGGCUGUCUGCCCGACGCCCAGCACGCCUAUGUUAUUGGAGACAGCUGCUACCUCCCAGGAUGGGGAAGCACCUCCAGCACCGGAGACGAGGAGGGUUUAAACCAGCUCCUGUACCCAAUUGUUGAUGACAGCAUCUGCGCCAACCAUUGGGACGACUUCCUUCCGGCCACGGAGAUCUGCGCGGGAUACGAGAACCAGCACAAGGACUUCUGUGGUGAUGAUAUUGGAAGCCCUCUUAUGUGCAAGAAGAGCAACGGUGCAUGGUACAUCCAAGGUAUUGCUUCUUCUGGCGGCGACUGCACCCUGGCAAAUGAGCCCGGGAUAUUCGAGGACGUGACAAAGUAUCAGGAUUGGAUCCUGAAAUCCAUGGAGGAGGCCGGAUAUCCCUACCAGUACUGAGCGUCCUCGAUGAAGUUAUGCAGAUAAUUCAUACACUGGUUGAAAUAAAUUAAUCCCGGUU